This is a messenger RNA of Cladophialophora yegresii CBS 114405, 699 nucleotides long. RefSeq lists its product as uncharacterized. The transcript has 2 exons. The coding region runs from base 1 to 699 and encodes 232 amino acids. The record is from RefSeq and is a predicted model, not a curated record. Lineage: Eukaryota; Fungi; Ascomycota; Eurotiomycetes; Chaetothyriales; Herpotrichiellaceae. Gene Ontology annotation, cellular component: plasma membrane. Gene Ontology annotation, molecular function: G protein-coupled receptor activity. Gene Ontology annotation, biological process: adenylate cyclase-activating G protein-coupled receptor signaling pathway.
AUGCGCCGGUACUUCCGACAUAGGUUGGUCCUGCAUCUGAUUGCCAGCGACAUCUUCAAAGCCAUCUGGUAUUUUGUCUUCCCAGUCGUGGUAUUUGCAGGGGGGCCAGUCAGCAGCGCAUCGAACUUCUGCCAGGCAAGCGGUUUCCUGCUCGCGUUCGCCAUCGAGGCCAGCGACAUGGCUAUUCUUAUCAUCGCGCUACAUUCAACUCUCUGCAUCCUACGAUCGGACAGCACCAUCGGAGAAGGCGGCUUAUACCGCUACCGCAGCUGGAUUUACCCCUUGUGGCUUGGACCACCGCUCUUAUUUGCUUCAUUGGCCUUCAUCAACAACGAUAAAGGCUACACCCAGGCUGGUACAUUUUGCUAUCUCCCUAAACGUCCAUUUUGGUAUCGACUGGCGCUUUCCUGGGUGCCUCGAUAUCUCAUUAUCAGCUUGAUCCUGAUCAUGUACAUCUCGAUCUACAUCUACGUUCACGUCAAGUUUCGCGGCUUCGAAAACCUCGGUGCAACAGUCGACUCCUACGAUACUGAGUUGAGACGACGAUCGGGCCUCUCAAUGAAAUCAAAUGACGUCGAGCAAAGAGGAAUCGACCGAACUAACGGAGCAUUGCAACCGCCAAUCCUCAGCCCAUCGCACCGGCAAACCCAGAAUCAGCUUCCCGGGAUUGGGAACAACUGGACACCCCAACAGCUUUAG